ACCUGCGCCUAUAAAUACAUAGUCCUUCAGUCCUAGAUCAAAUCAUUCCUGUCCGAGCAAACAAGAAUCCACACCACAACAUACGAACUUAAUCACUUCCUUCGGAGGCAAAACCAACAAGAAGGAUGAAGCCUUCACCUGCUUGUUCGCUCGCCGUAGCUACCGCCCUCACGCUGAUGAGCGGCGUCGUCGAGGCAACGGUGGUCACGACCUGCAAGGCGGCGGCCGGUAGCGACGGCCGCGUGAACUACGACUUCUGCGUGGCGGAGCUGGGCAAACACCACGACAGCCCCAGCGCGGAUACCUGGGGCCUGGCCAAGGUGGCGGCCCUCACGGGCGUCGUUAACGCCGACAACGCGGUCUACGACAUGGAGGCCCUGCUGGCCAAGCACGGCACGGACGACGGCAGGGCGCGGGCAGCGCUGGGCCAGUGCCAGGAGCUGUACGAUGGCAUGGGGUUCGCCUUCGCCGAAGCGCACGACGACAUCAACAGCCGCGACUACGCCGAGGGGAAGGAGAAGGCCGGGGAAGCCGCGGCUCUGGCGCACCGGUGCGACGACGCCUUCGCCAAGGCCGGCAUCCCAGUCACGUCGCCGGUCACGCAAUACAGCGACUACUCCGUGCAGAUAGCUGCCGUAUGCUCGGCCAUCACGAACCUCAUCGAGUGAAGAACGUCGUCCAAGACUCAAAGGGGAUAUAUACGCGUGUCACUAAAGUAUAAGUAAAACUACUCCUUAUAUGAUACUAGUACUACAAAAAGCGUCUGGUUUAUUAGAAUUUCGAUGUCUUAUUAGGUACCGUUCUUGCAUCAUGUUUUGCUUACAUCUUUUUGCCCCCGCUGCAUCCGGAUGUAAUGUACUUCCUCGUUUGAGAAUAUAUAAAGCGUGUUAAUUAGUUA
Molecule: messenger RNA, 898 nt
Organism: Lolium perenne
Lineage: Eukaryota; Viridiplantae; Streptophyta; Magnoliopsida; Poales; Poaceae
Product: pectinesterase inhibitor 8-like
Molecular function (GO): enzyme inhibitor activity
Source: RefSeq, a predicted model, not a curated record